AUGAUGGCCACUUACCAAAACCCAGAGGAUGAUGCAAUGGCUUUAAUGAUCCACGACACCAACACGACCAAGGAGAAGGAGAGACCCAAAGAGGAGCAGGUCCCGGAGAAAGUCCCGGAGAAGCCAGAUCCGUCCCAGAAACCUCCGUACUCCUAUGUCGCUCUCAUCGCCAUGGCCAUCCGGGAGAGCACGGAGAAGCGCCUGACUCUGUCCGGUAUUUACCAGUACAUCAUCAGCAAGUUCCCCUUCUAUGAGAAGAACAAGAAAGGCUGGCAGAACAGUAUCAGGCACAACCUGAGCCUCAACGAGUGCUUCAUCAAGGUCCCACGGGAGGGCGGCGGGGAGAGGAAGGGGAACUACUGGACGCUGGACCCGGCCUGUGAGGACAUGUUCGAGAAGGGGAACUACAGGAGGCGCCGCAGGAUGAAGCGGCCGUUCAGACCUCCGCCGACGCACUUCCAGCCGGGGAAAUCCUUGUUCGGAGGAGACGGCUACGGCUACCUGUCCCCGCCCAAGUACCUGCAGUCCAGCUUCAUGAACAACUCCUGGUCGCUUGGCCAGCCGCCCACUCCCAUGUCCUACACGUCCUGUCAGAUGGCGAGCGGCAACGUGAGUCCAGUCAACGUGAAGGGUCUUUCAGCCCCCUCAUCGUAUAACCCUUACUCCCGUGUGCAGAGCAUGGCGCUGCCCAGCAUGGUGAACUCUUACAACGGCAUGAGUCACCACCAUCACCCGGCGCAUCCCCAUCAUGCUCAGCAGCUGAGCCCGGCCACCGCGGCGCCGCCCCCGGUCUCCUCCAGUAACGGAGCGGGCCUUCAGUUCGCGUGCUCCCGCCAGCCCGCGGAGCUCUCCAUGAUGCACUGCUCUUACUGGGAACACGAGACCAAACACUCGGCGUUACACACGAGGAUUGAUAUUUAA
Xyrichtys novacula (pearly razorfish) is the source of this 921-nucleotide messenger RNA. The record is from the annotation of a GenBank genome assembly. NCBI's taxonomy places the organism in Eukaryota, Metazoa, Chordata, Actinopteri, Labriformes, Labridae.